Messenger RNA from Oryctolagus cuniculus (rabbit), 4820 nucleotides. RefSeq names its product ubiquitin specific peptidase 38 (gene USP38). Gene Ontology annotation, cellular component: cytosol; nucleus. The record is from RefSeq and is a predicted model, not a curated record. Gene Ontology annotation, molecular function: cysteine-type deubiquitinase activity. Gene Ontology annotation, biological process: ubiquitin-dependent protein catabolic process; protein deubiquitination. Lineage: Eukaryota; Metazoa; Chordata; Mammalia; Lagomorpha; Leporidae.
CACUUCCUGUUUGCCGCGCCUUCUGAAUCCGGGUCAAGGGUCUUCGCCUCUCUGCACUCUGACUGCUCCCGGCACCCUCCGUGACAGCGCCUACUGACUCAGCCCGGGACCAGUGUCUUUUCUCGGCCUGCUGGAGCCUGGACGCCCGUACCUGCCCCAGAUCGAGGAGGCGCGCUUCCUCCACCUACCGGCUCGAAGCCCCGGGCCCUGAGCGACCGCCGGGGGGCCGCACUGGCCCCUCCGCGCCGAUGCUGAGCGAGACUGCGGGCCCGGGGCGGCGGCGGAGUUCGGGCCUCUGGCGCCGUAGGCCAGCCGUGGGUAGGGUCGGUUCCUAGGCGCCCCCGAUUCGCCGUUCCUGCCUCGGCUUGGAUGGAUCCUCCUGCCCGAUAAAUGUGGCUGCUGAGGCGGCGGUGGCGGUGGCCAGUCCAGCUGCUGCUGCGCUCCCAGUUCGCCUCGGCCGCGGCCCUCUCCCGUGCUAUCUUGGGGCUACCGCCGCCCGCUUCUUAUCCCCCGGCCCUGUCCCGUGGUGACAAUGGACAAGAUCCUGGAGGGCCUGGUGAGUUCUUCGCACCCACUGCCUGUGAAGAGGGUGAUUGUGCGAAAGGUGGUGGAAUCGGCGGAGCAUUGGCUAGAUGAAGCGCAGUGCGAGGCCAUGUUUGACCUCACGACCCGGCUCAUCCUGGAGGGCCAGGACCCGUUCCAGCGGCAGGUGGGGCACCAGGUGCUGGAGGCCUACGCACGAUACCACCGGCCGGAGUUCGAGUCCUUCUUCAACAAGACGUUCGUCCUGGGCCUCCUCCAGCAGGGCUACCACUCGCUGGACCGGAAGGACGUAGCCAUCCUGGACUACAUUCACAACGGCCUGAAGCUGAUCAUGAGCUGCCCGUCGGUGCUGGACCUGUUCAGCCUGCUGCAGGUGGAGGUGUUGCGGAUGGUCUGUGAGAGGCCGGAGCCGCCGCUCUGUGCCCGACUCAGUGACCUUUUGACCGACUUCGUGCAAUGCAUCCCCAAAGGGAAAUUGUCCAUCACGUUCUGUCAGCAACUGGUUCGAACGAUAGGCCACUUCCAGUGCGUGUCCAGCCAGGAGAAAGAGCUGCGAGAAUAUGUCUCCCAGGUGACGAAAGUGAGUAACUUGCUGCAAAACAUCUGGAAGGCUGAGCCCUCCACACUGCUGCCUUCCCUGCAAGAAAUUUUUGCAAGCAUCUCUUCCACAGAUGCAUCAUUUGAACCUUCUGUAGCAUUGGCAAGUCUUGUGCAGCAUAUUCCUCUUCAGAUGAUUACAGUUCUCAUCAGGAGUCUUACUACGGAUCCAAAUGUAAAAGAUGCAAGUAUGACCCAAGCUCUUUGCAGAAUGAUUGACUGGCUCUCCUGGCCAUUGGCUCAGCAUGUGGAUACAUGGGUAAUUGCACUCCUGAAAGGACUGGCAGCUGUCCAGAAGUUUACUAUUUUGAUAGAUGUCACUUUGCUGAAAAUAGAACUGGUUUUUAAUCGACUUUGGUUUCCUCUUGUGAGACCUGGUGCUCUUGCAGUUCUUUCUCACAUGCUGCUUAGUUUUCAGCAUUCUCCAGAGGCGUUCCAUUUGAUUGUUCCUCAUGUGGUUAAUUUGGUUCACUCUUUCAAAAGCGAUGGCCUGCCUUCUAGUACAGCCUUCUUAUUGCAGUUAACAGAAUUAAUACACUGUAUGAUGUAUCAUUAUUCUGGAUUUCCAGAUCUCUAUGAAUCCAUUCUGGAGGCAAUAAAGGACUUUCCUAAGCCCAGUGAAGAGAAGAUUAAGUUGAUUCUCAAUCAAAGUGCCUGGACUUCUCAAUCCAAUUCUUUGGCAUCUUGCUUGUCUAGACUUUCUGGAAAAUCUGAAACUGGGAAAACUGGUCUUAUUAACUUAGGAAAUACGUGUUAUAUGAAUAGUGUUAUACAAGCAUUGUUUAUGGCCACAGACUUCAGGAGACAAGUAUUAUCUUUAAAUCUAAAUGGGUGCAAUUCAUUAAUGAAAAAAUUACAGCACCUUUUUGCCUUUCUGGCUCAUACACAGAGGGAAGCAUAUGCACCUCGGAUAUUUUUCGAGGCUUCCAGACCUCCGUGGUUUACUCCCAGGUCACAGCAAGACUGUUCUGAAUACCUCAGGUUUCUGCUAGACAGGCUCCAUGAAGAAGAAAAGAUAUUGAGAGUUCAGUCCUUGCACAAGUCUUCUGAAAGCCUGGGGUGCACUGAAACUUCUUUACAGGAAGUAGUCAGUAAGGCAGCUGCACUAACAGAGACCCCUUGCACAAGUGACGGUGAGAAGACUUUAAUAGAAAAAAUGUUUGGAGGAAAGCUACAAACUCAUAUACGUUGUUUGAACUGCCGGAGUACCUCACAAAAAGUGGAAGCCUUUACAGAUCUUUCGCUUGCCUUUUGUCCUUCCUCUUCUGUGGAGAACUUGUCUUUCCAAGACCUAGCAUCAUCACCUGAUGUACAAGACAAUGGCCUGCUCCGCACCAUUGUAUCUGGUCAUUCAGAAGAACCAGUGGUGUAUAAUCCAGCAACAGCUGCCUUUGUCCAUGAUUCAGUUGUGAAUGAAAGAACGAUACACAGUCCUCCUGAUGAGUUUCACUGUACUGAGAACACUUCUGUACCCAAUGAAUCUAACAAGAUUCUUGUUAAUAAAGAUGUACCUCAGAAACCAGGAGGUGAAACCACACCUUCAGUAACUGACUUGCUAAAUUAUUUUUUGGCUCCAGAGAUUCUUACUGAUGACAACCAAUAUUAUUGUGAAAACUGUGCCUCUCUGCAGAAUGCUGAGAAAACUAUGCAAAUCACAGAGGAACCUGAAUACCUUAUUCUUACUCUCCUGAGAUUUUCAUAUGAUCAAAAGUAUCAUGUGAGAAGAAAAAUUUUAGACAAUGUGUCACUGCCACUGGUUUUGGAGUUGCCAGUUAAAAGAACUACUUCUUUCUCUUCAUUGUCAGAAAGUUGGUCUGUAGAUGUUGACUUCACUGACAUUAGUGAGAACCUAGCUAAGAAAUUGAAGCCUUCUGGAACUGAAGAUGCUUGCUGCCCCAAACUGGUGCCCUAUCUAUUAAGUUCUGUUGUUGUUCACUCUGGUGUGUCCUCUGAGAGUGGGCAUUACUAUUCUUAUGCCAGAAACAUCACAGGCACGGAGUCCACAUACCAGAUGUGCCACCAGUCUGAAACUCUGGCCUUAGCAUCCUCCCAGAGUCAUUUAUUAGGGAGAGAGAGUCCCAGUGCAAUCUUUGAACAGGAUUUGGAAAAUAAGGAAAUGUCAAAAGAAUGGUUUUUAUUUAAUGACAGCAGAGUGACAUUUACUUCAUUUCAGUCAGUCCAGAAAAUCACAAGUAGGUUUCCAAAGGACACAGCAUAUGUGCUUUUGUAUAAAAAACAGAAUAGCACUAAUGGUUUAAGUGGUAAUAAUCCAACCAGUGGACUUUGGGUAAAUGGAGACCCACCUCUACAGAAGGAACUUAUGGAUGCUAUAACAAAAGACAAUAAACUAUAUUUGCAGGAACAAGAGUUGAAUGCUCGAGCCCGGGCCCUACAAGCUGCAUCUGCCUCCUGUUCUUUUCGGCCCAAUGGAUUUGAUGACAAUGACCCACCAGGAAGCUGUGGACCAACUGGUGGAGGGGGUGGAGGAGGAUUUAAUACAGUUGGCAGACUCGUAUUUUGAUGCUGAGAGAGUCCAAAAUGCACUGGUCACAAAAUAUCCAAUACUAUGACUGUUAAAAUGUCAUACUGUAACAAAUAUCAUUAUCUAUCAUAUUUUUUUUUUGUUUUCAUUAGACCCUUAUACUUUUAAGAAAACACACUCAGUGCUUGUUUUUAUUUUCUUAACAAUACAUUUAUCAACAAAUGCAUCAUGGGAAAAAAUCUACCUCUUAAAAUUCCAUUUGCUUUUAUGGUUAGACAUGCUUGACCAAAAAUGUUUGGAGUAAAAUAUGUACCUAGUCCCUAAUUAAGCUGCAUUAAAUCUGGUAGAAGCAUUUAAAUGGUUACCCUCAGUUUUACUGGACAAAAAUACAUAAUUCGUUUAGCAUUCUUUAUAAAGUAAUUGAUACUAGAGGUGAGGAAAAAUUGCUAAAAAUGUUUUUAUUUUCAACGUAGUUACCCCAUUAUUAAAUUCAAGUUUUUUAAAAUACUGGAGACGGCACAGUCUCUAAUGAAGGCAAUAAUUUUAACAUAAAAUCUAUCAAGCUAUAGUACUUCAAGGGUUUUUUUUAGCACUGUCUUCAGCAUCACUGUAUCUGCAUUUCAAAUGCAAAUGUUAAAAAAGAUUAUUUAUACAAAUGUGGUGAAUGAAUUGAUUUUAAGAAAGGUGCAUGAUCCUGUAGGAGCAAUGUUUUUACCUAAAUAUUGCUAAUUCUGUAGUAUUUCUAAUUGUUCACAGAUUUUAAAAUUCUAUUUCAGGGAGUAUAUCUUCUGUGUGUUUUGAAGGAGGUGAGUUCUGUAUGUGCCUUGUAGUACUGUAAUUCAAAAAUAGGAAACUUUGGCUGCAGAAACUUUUUUAAAAAUGAAAUGUUAGGAAGUAAAUUUUGUGCUAACAAUAAAAUUAUAACUUUUGAAAGGUAUUAGAUUUUCCAGAAGUAAAGUCAAAUCAGUAAGUGUGAUAGUUCAUUUUUAACUUUUAGGAAAAUUCAGAGGAAAUGAACCUAGUUAAGUAAAAAAGAAAAAAAGAAAAAACGUUUUUGAUUUUGUUACUUAAUCCUCAGAAUAUUAAACACUGAUUGCAUAUUUUCAGAGUUCUACAUUUGGGGAAUUUGUUUGUUUGAGUCAUAUGUUUUACAUAGUUGUUUCUCUUUCAUAGUUUCUGAUAAAAUGUUAAAAUGCCA